Amyelois transitella is the source of this 2878-nucleotide messenger RNA. Its product is annotated as damage-control phosphatase ARMT1. Gene Ontology annotation, cellular component: cytoplasm; nucleus. The record is from RefSeq and is a predicted model, not a curated record. Lineage: Eukaryota; Metazoa; Arthropoda; Insecta; Lepidoptera; Pyralidae. Gene Ontology annotation, biological process: DNA damage response. The coding region runs from base 118 to 1941 and encodes 607 amino acids. Gene Ontology annotation, molecular function: phosphatase activity. The transcript has 15 exons.
AUAAAAACAAAAUAAACAUAACCAACCAAACCAGGAAAGAAGGAAACAUUUUAUUCAUCAUGAUUUAGAAAACAUAUCAAAAUUAUUCUCCAAAUUUAAGUGAAUUUACAACAAAAAAUGAGUAAAACAAAAAUCGAAUUGAAAGGAUCCCCUCGCGGGACUCCCCGGGCCUCUCUCAUCGGAAAUGGCGACGAUGAGGAUGGAACAAAACCUGAUUUUAUUUAUGGAGGUCCUUUUAUCCCCGUAGAAAAACCAUCACCAUUUUUAAGUACCUCCACGCCUAUUAAUAUUCAGCUGCAAGGAACGUUUAAGAAGAGUUUUGCCUUUCAUUGUCUGAAGGAAAGACUGCCAGUGAUAUUGACAAAAAUUAUAGAUUAUUGCUCUAGGAAAGGAUCCGCAAUCAAAUCUGCAAAUUCAGCUACCGAUUCUGAAAUACAGAACUUCAUUCACCAUGUGACCAAGCUGAAGAACGACCUUGUGACAAACAAGUCCUACGAUCCGUUAACUGUAGAUACGGAGGAGGCAAAGAAAUGGAACAAUUGGAUCUCAUCGCAAAACAACUCCAAAUAUUUUACGAAUAUUUAUCUGUUCACGGAAUGCUAUGUGUACAGGAAGAUCAGGGAGGCCUGUGAGCUCAACGUCCAUUUACUCGGAUUCGAUCCAUUUGAGGAACAGAAGCAUCAGGCGUUUGAAGACACGUUGGAGAUGACGUGCAUUGUUGCAGAGAAAAUGGCAGACAUGCUGCCGCAGAGUGACAAGGAUAAGAGAAAACAGGACUUUAUUACGCUGCUCAAGCUUUGUCUAUGGGCGAACCGCUGCGACUUGUCUCUGACCGCUGGUAAUGCGCUAGAGUUGAAAUCCGACGCGAACUCCGCGAUGGAUCCCUUCCAGAUGAUAAUAGAUUGGAAAGAUAAGAUUUUAGUGGACGAUUCCGCCAAAGCUGCUGACCAGGUUGUAGCGAAAGCUGAAGCUAUCGGAAAAGCUAUUGAAGGGAAUACGACGUUCAAGUUCCAAUGCAGUUGUCACCGGUUAGCCACUUUAGCCGGAAUGCCACUAAAACAAGAGCCGGCCGCGCUAUCCAACUCAGGCUCCCCGGUGAAGUCUCCGCCGCCGGAGCCCGAGGCGGCUGAAGAACUGCCCAAAGUUCCGUGUCCCGCCAAAAUGACCAUACCACAGGCCGUUAUAUUCGAUAUUGUGUGUGACAACGCGGGCUACGAGUUAUUCUGUGAUUUUUGUUUGGCACACUUCCUUGUCUCACAGAAAAUAGUACAAAAGGUCAGAUUCCACGUAAAGAGAAUACCUUGGUUCGUUUCUGAUGUCACGCCUAAAGAUUUCAAUUACGUUAUCCAAGCGUGCAGGGGAGCCAACUUUAGUAAAACGAUCACGCCGGAACCGAAACCAGCUCCCGCGGACGGUACGGAACCCCCCGAGCCGGACCCGCCGCGGCAGAUAUCAUCAAACGCGGUGCGGGAACUCGCGAACGCGUGGAGUUCGUACGUAGACGAUGGCACAUUCAUUGUCAUGGACGACGAAUACUGGACGUACCCGCACCCUUACAAGGACAUGAAGAAAUACUCGCCGCUGAUGUUCCGCAAACUGCAAUACGCGUGCGCGAUUCUGUUCAAAGGCGACCUCAAUUACAGGAAGCUGAUGGGGGAGAUGAACUGGCCCUCCACCCAGUCGUUUGAUGCUUCUUUGCAAGGUUUCAACCCGGCCCCAAUAAUAGCGGCGCGCACAGUCAAAACGGAACUGAUUUGCGGGUUGCCCAAAGGAAAAGCGGAUCUGCUGAACAAAGCGGACGAGAAGUGGAUGCAGGCUGGCAAUUACGGAGUAAUCCAAUUCAGCGGUAAAGCGGAACCACUAAAAGUGUCCGACCGGCCGUGCGAGGAUUACGGCGAAGUUUGUUUCGGCACUGUCUGCCCCGUACACUCGGACAUGUGAUAAUGAUCUUUAUACACAGUACUAUCACUUUUAUGAGUCGCCAGCAAUUUACGGCGCAGAAUAGCGCAACCUACCAAACCGAAUGAAAACUCAAUGAAUUAACGACCUUAUUGCAAGUAUAUUAAAUUUUAAAUCCCAAAACUAAAUUAUCUCAUUAUCUGUUCAGUUAGCGGGUUCAAAUGGAACACUCUGCCUCAGAGGCUUAACCUAAGUAAUUUUAUAUUUCAAUAUCUUUGUUGCAUAAUUAUUAUUGAAAUUUCUAUCAAUUGUAAAUGCGUUAUUUAGGUCUUAUAAACUUGUGAUACAUUUUGGAUAUUAAGUAGAGAGAGAUAUUAAAUUUAUCUUCUUGGCACAAUACCUGCUUACUUCUUGCUUCGUCCGCAUUACGAUUUAUAAAAAUUUUAGAUUUUUUUUUAAUAAGAAUUUAAUUCCACGUCAAGGAUGAAUGUCUUGUCUCAUUUUAACUCUUGCGUUUAUCUCUAAGAUAGAAAGAGACCAUUGCCUUGAGUGAAUAACUCUACAGACUAACUAAAUAAAUAAAAACAUAAUAAAAGGAAUUUUCUAGUCAUUUUAAGGAAAACAUGAUGUAAUAAAUAUAGUUUAAUUAAAGGAAGGAAAAUUUUGAUACCUACUUCAUUUUUGAACUGUAUCGCUUAACCUUUUUUUGUAUAAUGAUAUCCUAAAACGUAUUUCAUUGAAUUACUAGACUAUUUUUAAAUUUGUUCAAAAAUUAUUCGUAAUGACGGUUUGGGACCUCUAAAGAACCCAUGUGCAAAACAUUUAUAUUAGGUAUUGUACAAAAAUAUAUUAAUUUUAAAGAUACGAUAAACUCAUUUUUUGUUGUAAAAUACUUUUAUUUUUCCUGUUAUUAAUAAAUGUUUGGCAAUAUGCAAUUUUAUAUUUUCCUCGUUAUCAAAUAAAGUUUAUUAGAAUAAUU